Molecule: messenger RNA, 4682 nt
Organism: Pteropus alecto (black flying fox)
Lineage: Eukaryota; Metazoa; Chordata; Mammalia; Chiroptera; Pteropodidae
Product: 40S ribosomal protein S27-like
Exons: 1
Coding region: 2232-2372 (46 amino acids)
Biological process (GO): translation; ribosomal small subunit assembly
Cellular component (GO): cytosolic small ribosomal subunit; ribosome
Molecular function (GO): structural constituent of ribosome; RNA binding
Source: RefSeq, a predicted model, not a curated record
UUAUAUGUUAAAAUUACAUUUUAAAAUGUUAUAUAUUUAUAUAUAUUUACUAUAUAUAUUACACACACACACAUGCACGCACAUAUAUAGAGAUCCAAGUUUUGGCAAAUGGCAAAAACCAUACUUGCAAAAUUAACUUUUUCAAGAAUUUUCAUUGUCAAAACUAUAAAAGGUCUACAUUUGGGUCAUUUAACAAGACAAAGGCCACAUAUUAGUUUCCUCUCAAGAGAAACGUAACCAAUAAUAGCCUUAUAUUCAAGAAGCUAAUGUAGAAAACAUGUAACCUAGGACGGCUUAAAAUUAUAGUCAGAAUCUGUCUUAAAGUCAGUAUUAGAAAGCCAAAAAUUCUAGCGCACUACCAAGGCAGAAAACGGCAUUAACUGGGUGUCAUUAGCCUCAGCUUGCCCGCAGUGAGAUGAAAAACACACCAUCACCAUCACAACGACUAAGACAUUUGACACCCCGUAACCAGUGCUUACUGUGGGGCAAGUGGUUCUUGAGGCUGUCAGAGCUGACUCCCUUAAGAUUGAGAUGGCCCUAAAAAAAAUUAAUUUAAAAAAAAUCUAAAAAAAAUAAAGGUAAUUAACCUAAAAACAAAAAAAGAUUGAGGUAGUCAUUGUCUAGAAGAUACCUAGGCUUUCUAAAAAAAUUGUAGUAACGCUUUCGAAAUAAAACAAUUUCAGUAAACCGAAUUCAGAUGAACUGAGUACUUUCAAGAAUUUGCAAAAAUAAUUGUUUUGCAGUUGGGAAAUGUGUGUCAUAUCUGCAAAUGUACCUGUCCCGAACGCUCCAUGAACUUAAGGAUAAGAAUAGGAACGGGAAGCAAGUCUACGGAAGAGACACACACGGCAGCCGAGCCGUGUGGCACAGCCCCCACUAGCAGGCUUGGCAUAGCGUCUGGGCACGGUCGGGUCUCUGCUGGGGGCCGCUCUCUUGGCUGUGAAGGCAGAUCAUGCCCUCUGUCACUCACAGGGAGCAGUUCUGCCCAACUGUCUCUUCUCGACAACUUUAUCAUCAAUCUCUUUAUUAACAGCUCCACUGCAGUCAGAAAACGCAAACAAGGACCAAUUCUCGUGCCAGAUUUCUGGAAAUCACACAGCACCAGGCAGCACACAGUGUGAAAGUUUGUAAGGAAGGUGUUAUGCCAAGAGAGACAGCAUCCACAAGGAACAAAGUUGGGACAUUCUACAUUAUUAUAUUAAAAUACACAUACCUACUUCCUUAUGCCUAAAUUCCGAAAAAAACCCAAAUACCAACAUAUGUGUGUAUGUAUGGGGCACAGCAGUGGCACAAGAUCAUUUAACUCCUCAGAAAUAACUUUGUUACUUUGCAUUUACGUGUUUUCUUAGAGCAAAAUUUGUAUUAUACCAAAAAUAAAUUGAAUGAUUUUAGGACUCUAUGACAUUAAAAAUAUACAAGACCAAGAUAAACGUCUGCAAUGAGCUGUAAGAAACCCAUUAAAUCGAAAUUUUGAAUUAUUCAAAAUACAUAUUUUCAGACUGAAAUCUGUUGGAUCAAAAAAUAGCAUCUUACAAAUUAAAGGAAAUGCUUCUAAAAGGCUUACGAAGUAUUUUUAAGCAACAACUUAAAAAGAAAACAGGUCGAACUCACAUGACUAAUAUGAAAUAAAAAUACCCAUUAAGUGACAACAGAAUAGUUCCAAAUACGAAGAUGCAUCGUAUCUAGACUAGGUAAUACUUUAUCAUUUAAUGAUUAAUCACAUUAUACUCAGCUCAAGACUUUAACCUACCCUUAAUGGUUUUCCCUGUAAUCUGUUUUGUACCUCUACUGAGGCGAUUGUUUGAAAUGUAUUUAGAACUACAGGCAAAAUCAUUUUUUACAAAACGUUUUUAAGACUGUGUAGCUGAAUUUACACUGCUCCAAAAAGUGUCUUUCGCUGUGGUACGACUUAGGUGACCUGUCUUAGGGCUGAGACGUCUGUGCACGGGUGGAAAAGGGACUCUGCUGCUAAGACUGAAGUGGCAAUGGCAAGUUCAAACCCAGGGUGAAUCAGCUCCAGGCCUUCUAAAUCCUCAUUAUUUAUUCCACAAAGUAAAACAAAACCAACACACCCUUCGGCUUUCCGCGGUCAAUUCUGGGACCCAGUGAGAGGAAGUGUGGAGCUUUUCCGACCAGAACAAGCCUCUGGCUAAGGACCUCCUUCAUCCCUCUCCAGAAGGGAGGAGGACGCACAGCAGCAGCACCUGGUGCGGAUCCCCCGCUCCUACUUCAUGGACAUGAAAUGCCCAAGAUGCUAUGAAAUCACCCUCGUCUUGGUAGUUUUGUGUGUUGGCUGCUCCACUGUCCUCUGUCCGCCUGCAGGAGGAAAAGCGAGGCUUAUAGGAUGCUCCUUCAAAAGAAAGCAGCACUAAAAGCAUCCUGAAUCAAGAUGGUAAGGAACCAUCCCAAUAAACAUUUUGGAUUAAAAAAAAAGAAGAGAGGAUUUAGCACAAAUCCAUUCUCACCAUUAAAAUAUAAACAACACAUGUAAACAAAAACUCUUAAGCUGGGUGGCAAGGAGAAACUAUUAAGGGUAUUAUCCCCUGGACUUUAGAAAUAUCAUAGCAAAAAUUAUAAUGCUUUGUUUAAAGCAGACACAGACUGUUCUGCUCUUCAUUUCAAAUAUAUUUCCCAGCAUACUGGCGGAAUUUAAAGAUAUCCAAAACGAAAGGGAAGUGACUGCAUUGUCUUAUUUAUGUUAAAGUAUGAAUAUUUUCAAAGUUAACAUUUUAUAUAGUAGAUGGUUAUAAACUCCAUAAACUCUAAAUAAUACUGUGCCCUUUGUAGAUAUGAUUUUUAGCUAUCUAAAAAUGUGAAGCAUUUAAUAAGAUAAUUGGAGAGAAAAACGCAAUAAUUACAAUCAUAACCUUCCAUACAAAUAUGAGCUUUCUGAAAUGUGAACUUGAACACGGCCUUAACGCCACCCUUUCAAGGAAAGGCCUCAGAUUUGGGAGUGGAUGAGGAAAAGGAAAAUGUACUUAUAAUUCCAUCCCUUUCAACAAAAUACGAAUAAGUUUUGAUCAGCUACAAUGAUGUUCACGGAACACUGAGACAGAAAUACAUCCGAGGAGAGAAAAAGAAGGACGUUGAAAGGACUUCCCAGGUACAUGAAAUCGCUUCUAGGAUGAAGUACAUACAAUUGCUUCUAAAAUAUGUAGCUCGGAAAUAUUGACGCCAUCUUUCUUGGUGCUGAUAAAGAUGUAAAAUGUCCUAAGAACUUUUAAACUGUUAAGUAUAGAGAAAGGAUGAAUAAACUGAUUCCACGAAUAUGAGAAACAAGUAUUACACAGAAUUAAGCAGACCACUUGUCUCUGUAUGACUGAACGUCAUGUUUAUUACAGAACGUAGUUAAUAUUUCAUUUACUAUGUUCAGUUGUGAGUUAAGACAGCAUCCAUUUGUUGAUUUUGGAUUGAAGAAAAGCUAACAGAAGAGUAAAAUGGAGAAUUAAAAAAAAAUACAAUUCAGGCUAAAAGGCAACUAAUUUUCCUUGUACUAUUCUUUUAUUACAUUAAAAUAGGCAAAAGUAUAUCCAAAGGAUUGUUCAAUGCCUUUUGAGGCAAACAGUUUAUCUUUUCGUUUAAAUGAAUUUAAGUGCACUAACAGUUAAUACUUCCAGGGCUUGGUCUACAAGUAUGUGUAUAUUAAUGAUUUAUCCUUUCAUAUAUCAAUUACUACUUGGAGCUGCAGGUCAUUUAUUGCCACCUUGAGUGCAGCCAGAAUUAAUACUACGCAGAGCUCUAAAACUUUUUUCUGUGCAGAGAAAAAAACAGAGGUGUUAAUUAGAAAAAUAAACUCAAUUCCAGAACAUACCAAGAACCACAAAACACACAACUCUUAAUUAUCAUUUUACUAAUUCUAAGAUGAAUGAAAUGCUAAAAGGCCAUGUGGAUAAUAAGACUCAGAAAGUGUGAGAUUCAGUCUCAUGGUUAGAUGUCUAUCAAGGUAGAGGAAGUACAGGAAGUUCAAUUCUGUAGGUGUUAACAAUGGAGUCAGAGGUAAUUUUUAUAAUAUUUUCCCUUCUGCUGAUCUCGAAAGUUAAUUUUAAUAAAAAAGUUAUCCCACACUGCAGUUAUCUAUUUUUAUACAUAGUAAAGGCCUUUCACAAUUUAGAAUUUCGGGAAUGAAAUAUGCACAACUGCAUGUCCCUUAGAAUGGCUUUCACAUAAGGAGGUCCAUUCCUCCACUCAAAGCACUCAAGACAACCAUACUCAAGAGCUGGCCAUCACACACACACAGAGCAGUUCACUCCCAACCCAUGAGUUAAACAUGCAACGCUGAGCAUUUGGGGUUUAAGAAAAGCAGCAUCUGAUUUGGGUUUAGUAAAAUGAGAAACACUGGAUCCUGGCUGCUUACAGUCUGUAAUUCUAAAUUCACUGAAAAUCAACAGUGCCACCUGCCGACAUCAGAGCUGGAGUACCGACUGCUUUGAAAACCAACAGCUUUGAAAAGGAAGCAUGUCAGUGGUACACUGUCUACAGGCAUGAAAUAAAUACACAGAAAAGGUAUAGUGUCUACAUGCACAGAAUAAAUAUUUUAGAGGAUGGGACAGCUGAAACAGUGAAUUAAUAGCAACUAUAUUCAUGUUUUUCUCCCGAAUGAUCAAUUGUAUAAAAAACAAAUAUCUAAUUAUGUGAGCUAUCAAUCAAUAAUAGGCUGCUGCUAAUGGCAUAAAUUAACCAGA